CGCCGGUUUCACGUCGUUUUUGUCGCACCGGCGCGGCGGGACGAUCGUUUCGAUUUCAAUCGUUCUCUGCUACCAAUUUUCCACAAUUUUCACGCGAGUUUCAUCUAACUUUCGUUUCCAUCAUUUUCCAAGUUAUCACAAUUUCGAGCAUUUUCAUUAUUCCCGUGCUAAGAUAGACAGAACUGAUGAAAGAAUAAGUAAAAAGAAAAUAUAGUCGGCGUCGGUGGUUUUCAUUUCUUUGAUUUACCGUCGCGAUUACGGGCCACAUUCUUGCACGCUCUGUAUCGCGUGGACCACGCGGCAAGCCGCGAAUUUCAAUUACGAGAUUCUAGUUCGUUGCCACCAGGAAUGUUUUAAUUCCUUCACCGUUAUCGCGAUCGACGCCUGUUCCAUUGCCGUUGUUGUUCCAUGGGCAAGUUCUCGCCGAGAACUUUUCUAGGAAUGAAAUUCCGUGUGUCGGUCCAGUUGUUGGAGUUCGACAACGCUUGAGAGGAGGCUGCUCGUCUGGCAAGAAAGUAAUUAAACGGGAAUACAACGAACGAGGUUUCGUGACUGGGCAUGCUACUGGCAAACGCGGAGAGGGCUUGUCUGUUACUAACGGCGAUCCACGUUUUACUCGGUGAUAAGGGCACCGACGCGGAGACCUUCACCCUCGGCUACAUCACCGGGUCGAAGAGACGUCCAGGGGACUUGGAGUAUCAGCGUCCUGGUUACCGGAUAUCCGGCGCUAUAUCACUCGCCGUAGAAGAGGUGAACGCGGGUGAGCUAGGUCGACGCGGACACAAGCUCGAUUUCCUGGUCGCGGAAACUUAUGGCGAGGAGGAGACCAGCAUCCUGAUGACCGCUGAUCUCUGGACGAAGAACGUCAGUGCUUAUAUCGGGCCCCAGGAAACCUGUGUUCACGAGGGUAGAAUGGCAGCCGCCUUCAACAUCCCCAUGAUAUCUUACUUUUGCACUCAUCGCGAGUCCUCCAACAAGAAAGAGUUUCCUACGUUUGCCAGAACCAGACCACCGGAUACCCAAAUCUCGAAAUCGGUCGUUUCCGUGCUGAUGGCAUUCAAUUGGACAAAAGUGACGUUCAUGUACAUGAAUUCUACGCUGUUCGAGUUCAAUAAGAUGUCCACGAUCGCGGAGACGAUUUUGUCGUCGUUCGAGGCUGCAGGCGUGACGGUAAACUUUCUUCGUUGUUGGGAAGAACCGUAUCACGUCACACACAUGACCAAUCCGUUCCACGAGCACGUCAGCGAGACGUAUCGAGAAACGCGAAUUUACGUGAUUCUAGGCAAUUAUUACGAGCACAUGGGCCUGCUGAUGGCUUUGGACGAAAAGAAGCUAUUGGAAAAAGGGGAAUACUGGGUGGUCGGCGUCGACAUCGAGCAAUACGAUGAGAAACGACCGGACAAGUACUUCCGUGGUUUAUGGCAGAAAAAGACAAACUCAUCGAUUUUGAGAGCGUAUCAAAGCUACUUCAGCGUGGUCGCAACCGCGCCGAAUUACUCCAAGAAUUUCACCAGCCGAGUGAACGAGUACAGACAAAAGCCACCCUUCAACUUCAGCAACCCCCUCGCGAACGUCGGUGGAAUCGUUCAGAUCGUGCCAGAAACGGCGUAUCUUUAUGACGCGGUGCAUCUCUACGAGAGAUCGUUGCUGAAAGCCCUGGACGAGAAUCGUGAUCCACGAAAUGGUCGAGAAAUGGUGGCAACUCUUUACGGCGUUCAUUAUCGAAGCGCCAUGGGGUACAUGGUUUAUAUGGACGAAAACGGAGAUGCUGAAGGCAAUUACACUCUGAUUGCGUUGGACAAUCGGCCGACAAAAGGACACGGUUUAUACCCUAUAGCGUAUUUCGUGGGGAAAGAGAACGGCACGAACCUGCCAAAACUCCGAUUGACCAGAGAUAUUUCGUGGGUCGGCGAUGGGCCACCUAUCGCGGAACCUCAUUGCGGAUACCACGGCGAGAAAUGUAAAUCUCACACGGGAGAGAUCGUGGGUGGAAUAGCAGGAGGAUUUCUACUGAUCAUCGCGACGGUACUCCUGGUGCUGUACAGAAACUGGAAGUACGAACAGGAACUGGACUCGCUAUUAUGGAAGGUGAACUACAAAGACAUUCAGAUCAAAGAGCAGAAAGACGAUUCGGCUGGAGUCAACGAGGCGCCUACCAAAUGCAAUAGCAAGACGACGACCCAGCCGAUCGUGAGGACCAGCCAAGUCUCUCUAAGCUCAAAUCCGGACGCUGAUUUCCGAUAUUCUAUGAUUUACACGCAAAUUGGCGUCUACAAGGGACGGAUAUUCGCGGUGAAGAAAGUCCGCAAGAAAUCGAUCGAGAUCACCCGCGAGAUGAAAAAGGAGCUGAAAGUGAUGCGUGACUUACGACACGAUAAUUUGAACGCUUUCAUCGGCGCCUGUACCGACCCACCGAACAUAUGCAUCGUGGUCGAAUAUUGUGCACGCGGCAGUCUCAAGGACAUUUUGGAGAACGAAGAUAUGAAGCUGGAUAACAUGUUCAUGGCAUCCUUGGUCGGCGAUAUAAUAAGAGGUAUGAUCUAUUUGCACGAGUCUGUGAUCAAGUAUCACGGCGCGUUAAGUACGUCGAAUUGCCUGGUGGAUUCACGAUGGGUCGUGAAAUUGGCUGAUUUUGGACUGCACGAAUUUAAAAAGGACGCUGAAUGUGAGCCAUGCGAUGUGAUGAAGAAAUAUCAUGGUUUGCUGUACCGAGCACCCGAAUUAUUGAGAUCCUCUAAAAGCCAAGAACCAACGGCUCGUGACUACCAAAGAGGGGACGUUUAUUCCUUCGGGAUAGUAUUGUACGAACUUCAAGGACGACACGGUCCAUUCGGAAUUAUGGAACUAUCCGAUUCGGAGAUACUGAAGAAGGUGAUCGCGAAUGAACCCGACACCGAACCGUUCAGACCACCGUUGGGCCAAUUGGAGAACUGUUUCCAAUUCGUGCGGGAUUGUCUGAUAGAGUGCUGGGCCGAGGAUCCUGAGGCACGUCCGGACUUCAAGGUGAUAAGGAACAAACUAAGGCCACUGAGGAAGGGCAUGUGAGAAGCCAACAUAUUUGACAACAUGAUGGCAUGAUGGAGACAAUAUGCGAAUAAUCUGGAAGCGCUGGUCGACGAACGGACGGACCAAUUGACGGAGGAGAAGAAAAAAACAGACGCGUUGCUUUAUGAAAUGUUACCACGAUACGUUGCCGAGCAAUUAAAGCGAGGACACAAAGUCGAAGCUGAAAUUUUCGACUGCGUCACCAUAUAUUUCAGCGACAUCGUCGGAUUUACUGCCAUGUCCGCCGAGAGUACACCUUUUCAGGUGGUGGACUUUCUCAACGAUUUGUACACCUUCGAUUCCACCAUCGAGAAUUACGACGUGUACAAAGUUGAGACUAUCGGAGAUGCUUAUAUGGUGGUAAGCGGUCUACCUACGAACGGUAUUCAGCACGCGGGAGAAAUUGCAGGUAUGUCCUUGUGCCUGCUGGAUGCCAUUAAACAAUUUACCAUUCGACAUAGGCCGCUGGAUAAGCUGCAACUUCGAAUCGGUAUACAUUCCGGCCCCGUGUGCGCCGGUGUCGUGGGUCUAAAAAUGCCCCGUUACUGCCUGUUUGGCGACACCGUGAACACGGCCAGUCGAAUGGAAUCUACAGGUUCGCCAUUAAAAAUUCACUGCAGUAGCGAAACGAAGCAGCUACUGGAUCAGCUCGGUGGAUUCAGGGUGAUGGAAAGAGGCCUGGUAUCCAUGAAAGGAAAAGGCGAACGUCUAACCUACUGGUUGAUAGGCGAGGAUCCGAUGUUGAGGGAAGAACGAACCAGAGAGCGGGAAAAUCGACGGAACGGUUACGAAAGGAAGAACAGCAGCACGAAUCCUCUGAUACCGCGAAGUUCUUUAAAGAACAAGUCCCUAGUGAGGUCCACCUUCAUCAGGUGUUCCAGUGAAUCACCGAAACGUCUACGUUUCGCCAGCUCCGAUCAGCUGGACCAGAAGUGUUCCCGAACGAACAGCCAAUUAGAAGCAAUAGCCGACAACAGUCCGUGCAAACCGAAUAUCUCUUGUGCAAACAGACUGUCGUGCGUGGAAAAUUGGAGAUCUUCCAGUAAUUCUUGUCCGUGCGUGGAACAGUUGGGGGAGCAAGAAACACCGAUAGACCCGAAGGUAUUGACUCAAAAUCGCUGGGGUAUCGGAAACGAGCCGUAUUUCCCGCGAACGGGGGCCAAGAACUUCCGUCUUGGAUCGAGCGGAAUCACAGAGACAACUUGUCGUUCGGCACCCAGCAGUCCCAGACACAGUACUCUGAUCUUAAAUUGUCAGAAGAGAGCGGCACAGUCGAACGAAGAGAUUGACGGAUGGGAUGCUACUGCACCACUGAUUUAUUAUCCGACAGGACGAUUGGAUUAAGGAACUCUCGUCGGCUAUUGAAGAAUUUUAUACGUUCAUUUCGGCUACGACCUGCUCGUCUCAACCUUAGUCGUAGAACAGUGUUCAUAUUGAUCAUGAUCAAAUUACGGUGCUGGCAGAUUGAAGGCCAUCAGAAACAGUGAACAGAAUUUUAGCUGGUGUGAUUGUUUUGAACUUGUGAUUGGUUUUUCAGUUCACACGAUUCCUCGUUGAUUAAGGAAAUUCAAGGUAGGACGUAUCGAUUGGAAUCUUAUUAUCUGGACGAUCAUAGUUCAAUAUCCUUCGAUCGGAAUGAAAUCACACCAAGAUUUUAUUCCUAAAGCGGGGUUUACGUUAGAUAAGCUUUGAUCAGCUGCCCGAAUGUAAACAUCGCUUUAACCCUUUCGCUACUAAAAGGUACUCGCUACUGAUCGAAGAAAUAAUGAAUAAACUUAAUUAAGUAGAAUUUACUACUCGUAGGAAUAAUAUCUUUCAAUUGAUAUUAUCAUAGCGAAAGGGGUAAUACGAUCAAUCGACUCGACAAUCAUUUUUCAUACAUCCAUUCUGAUCGAUGUUUCAUCGAACAAUUCAACAGACUGCGAUUGGUCAAUUAACGAACGAACAAUUAACCGGUGAGCAGCAUACGAUUUUAAAUUAUGACUUCCUCCUCGCUCGAAGUACACGUUGUACCAAAGCACACCGCACGUACAAACCAAGAUACCUAACAGACGUAUUUAUAUACAUUAUUUAUAGCAUAUGUAACUUGUGCACUGAAAGCAGCACGUCGUAACGGUAUAUUCCACGCAUUAGCUUAGACAAUCAAGAAGGCUCGUGCUUUUUAUUCUACGUAAGUGUCACUCUAGUCAAUUUGUUUUAGUUCGAACGCACGGUUUUCCUUCGAAUCGAAAAAUGGAAAAAUGAAAAAAAAAAAGAGAAAUUUAAUUGUCCUCAAAAAUCAUCCUAACUUACCCUAUAGUAUUUAACCAUACUGUUUACCGCCGGCGUUUUUUUUUUUUUUAGUACUUAAGGCAAUUAUUUAUAGAGUAAUAUAUAACAAUGACGAUUUGAAACGUACUUAUGAAUCGUUAUGAAACUAUUUCACGAUAAUGUGUAUCUUCCGCUUAAGAAAACCGAUCUGUCGUAAACGCGACA
Molecule: messenger RNA, 5520 nt
Organism: Osmia bicornis bicornis
Lineage: Eukaryota; Metazoa; Arthropoda; Insecta; Hymenoptera; Megachilidae
Product: guanylate cyclase 32E
Biological process (GO): cGMP biosynthetic process; receptor guanylyl cyclase signaling pathway; protein phosphorylation
Molecular function (GO): ATP binding; protein kinase activity; peptide receptor activity
Source: RefSeq, a predicted model, not a curated record